AGGGAAAUGAUUUUUUCUCUUCUUUUUAAAUUAUUUUUUACCUUUGAUUUGUUUCUUGUUAGUUAUUAUAUACUCUCUCUCUCUCCAAAAUCGGUUACAAAUCAAUCAAUAAUUACAAUUUCCUUUAUUCACGCCGCAUUCACUACUCUAGCAUCACACCACAAGAUUCUUCUUCUUCGUCUUCUCCAUUUCUUCUCCAUCUUUCAUUUUUCUAUUCCCUCUUUUGUUUCUCUCUCUAGAAAUGUCUGAGCUGUGCAGUUCCAACUCAAAGCGCCAUUUUUGUAGUAUUUUAAUCUCUGGCGUAACUCACUUAUUCUCCUUCGUUCUCUCUCACCCUCUCUACUUCUCUUACUUUGUUUUCUUCUCUCCUUACAUUCUUAAACUCCUCCACUUUCUCUCUCCUCUUCUCGUCACCAUUUCUCUUCUUCUCCUCGCAUUCGUCAACGAAGCUUUCUGUACAGAAUUAUCCGCCUGUGCUUUCAUGAAACACUGUCCGGACGAAGGGUUUCAGGGCUCCGAUGAUCUUGGAAUGUACGAAAUUCUGUUCGUCCCGUCUGUAAUAAUGGAGGUGGGAGAAAACCCAGUUGAGUUCUUGGAGGAAAAACCGGAAGAAGAUCCCCCGCUUGUUGAAAUUAAGGAAGAUCUCAGCAUUGGUAGUAAAAUCGAAAAUUUCGCGGUGGUUAAUAAGGUGGUGAUAAAUCCAGCAGAUUCUAAUGGCGGUGGUGCUGGAUUAAUGGAGGAAAGGAGAUUGAAGAAUUUCCUGAAAAUUCUCGACGAGUUCGAGAAGAUGGCCUCUGGUGUGGAAGAUAGGAAGAAAAAAGUGGUGGAGCCGCCCACAGUCUGCGCGAAAACCGAUAAAGCGGUUGUCGGAAAAUCCCUUUUGAGAAACGGAUCCGAGGCAGAUGAGAGUAAAGCUGUUGUUAGUAAUGGUGGAAAAGAUCAUCACAAAUCAAUGGUGAAAGAUGAUGAAGAUGAUGUAGAGUGCAAAAAGAUGGCCUCUUUUGUGGAAGAGAGGAAAAAGGACGAGCCGCCACCAAUUGGCGUCGAAGUGUUCGAUAAAUUGCCUGUGAGAAAUGGAUCUGAUGCAAAGGAGAGUAAAGUAAGUGUUAAGAGCUUUGCGAAUUGUAACAAUAGUGGAAAAGAUGAUAAAAAAUCAAUUGUGAAAGCUCAUUCUCAGAGAAUUAGUUCGGAUAAUAAUAAUCUCGGGAAUUACGGAUCGAUGAGGAAGGAGAAAGAAUGGAAAAGGACAUUGGCAUGCAAAUUAUUCGAAGAGAGGCACAAUGUGGAUGGUGGUGAAGGAAUGGACUCGUUAUGGGAGGCUUACGAAAUCAAUUCGAGUAAUGGGUCGGCGAAAAAGACCAACGGAAACAAGAAUUUGAAGAAGAACGAAAACAAGAGUUUGAAGAAGAAGAAGAAGAGCGAAAUCGAAAUCGAAAUAGAAGAAGAUGAAGAAGAAGGGAUUAAUAAUGGGCAGUUGUGUUGUUUGCAGGCACUGAAUUUGUCAACAAAGAAGAUGAAUUUGGGGAUUGGAAGACCUAAUCUUGUCAAGAUUUCAAAGGCAAUUAAAGGGAUUGGUUGGUUGCAUCAUGUCAGCAAGAAGGUGCAUAAUAAUAAUGGAGAUAGAUAUUAAUUUAUUAUAUGUAAAAAUAAAAAAAGAAAAAAAAAAGUUUACUGUGUUUUUUUAUUUCAAGAAGUUGCUUUUUAACAAGUAAUUAAUUGUGUAUGGUUUUUGUAUGAUUUGUAAGUUAACAACGUUGUUGAUUUUAUAUAUAUAAUAUAACUCGUGAAAUUCUGCCA
Molecule: messenger RNA, 1797 nt
Organism: Erythranthe guttata (spotted monkey flower)
Lineage: Eukaryota; Viridiplantae; Streptophyta; Magnoliopsida; Lamiales; Phrymaceae
Product: acidic leucine-rich nuclear phosphoprotein 32 family B protein
Source: RefSeq, a predicted model, not a curated record